Molecule: messenger RNA, 762 nt
Organism: Carica papaya (papaya)
Lineage: Eukaryota; Viridiplantae; Streptophyta; Magnoliopsida; Brassicales; Caricaceae
Source: RefSeq, a predicted model, not a curated record
AUGGCCCGAUUAGAUGUGUUUUUCCUAAUUUCUACAUUCUAUCUUCAUACAGAGCAUCCAUGGCUCCAAAAUGCUAAAAAGGCCCCAAAUGUCCCACUAGGAGAUGUUGUGAAGUCAAGGCUAAAGCAAUUUUCAAUGAUGAACAGAUUCAAGAGAAAAGCCUUGAGGGUUAUUGCCGAAUUCUUAUCCAGUGAAGAAGUAGAAGACAUUAAAGAAAUGUUCAAGAAGAUGGAUGUUGAUAAUGAUGGUAUUGUUUCCAUUGAAGAGUUGAAAGCUGGACUUCGAAAUUUUGGUUCCCAGCUUGCAGAAUCAGAAGUUCAGAUGCUUAUUGAAGCUGUGGACGCUGGUGGUAAAGGAACAUUGGACUAUGGGGAAUUUGUUGCUGUUUCUCUCCACCUUCAAAGAAUGGCAAAUGACGAGCAUCUUCACAAGGCUUUCUCCUAUUUUGACAAGGACGGCAAUGGUUACAUUGAGCCAGAUGAGCUGAGGGAUGCUUUAAUGGAAGAUGGAGCAGAUGAUUGUACUAAUGUAGCAAAUGACAUAUUCCAAGAAGUAGACACAGAUAAGGAUGGGCGAAUCAGCUAUGAUGAAUUCGCAGCAAUGAUGAAAACUGGAACAGAUUGGAGAAAGGCAUCCCGCCAUUACUCCAGAGGGAGAUUCAACAGUCUGAGCAUGAAGUUGAUGAAGGACGGUUCUCUGAACUUGGGGAGUGAACAGAACAUAUAAAGGUGUGUUUUCAACUCAUCUAUGGAAGAAAAGAAA